Messenger RNA from Physella acuta, 1359 nucleotides. Its product is annotated as alpha-1,3/1,6-mannosyltransferase ALG2. Gene Ontology annotation, biological process: dolichol-linked oligosaccharide biosynthetic process. Gene Ontology annotation, cellular component: endomembrane system. Gene Ontology annotation, molecular function: GDP-Man:Man(1)GlcNAc(2)-PP-Dol alpha-1,3-mannosyltransferase activity. The record is from RefSeq and is a predicted model, not a curated record. NCBI's taxonomy places the organism in Eukaryota, Metazoa, Mollusca, Gastropoda, Physidae.
UUUCUUACUAAACAGAUGACGGAUGUUUAUGUUGGCAAAAAAUCGCUUGCAUCAUUUUCAGUUACACAAAGAUCAGUAGAUCUAUAUCUUCAUUUACAUAAAUAAUAUAAUAAACACAUAAUGGGAAAAGUCACAUUUAUUCAUCCAGAUUUGGGUAUUGGCGGAGCAGAAAGAGCUGUUAUUGACGCAGCACUUGCAUUAAAAUCUCGAGGGCAUCAAGUAGAAUUUAUUACUGCCCACCAUGAUCCUUCUCACUGUUUUCAAGAGACUAAGGAUGGAAUACUUAAAGUUACAGUUGUUGGUGACUGGUUGCCAAGAAGAAUUUUAGGAAGAUGCUAUGCUCUUUGUGCAUACAUUAGAAUGGUGUUUGCUGCUUUGUAUUUUCUACUUUUUGGAUCUAAAUGUGAUGUGUUGUUUGUUGAUCAGAUUUCAGCAUGCAUUCCUAUUUUAAAAUUAUCAUCUUCCAGAAUAAUAUUUUAUUGUCACUUUCCUGAUAUGCUGCUAACUCAAAGGAAAGGUGUGUGGAAAAAGCUAUACCGAGCACCCAUUGAUUAUGUUGAAGAAAAAACCACAGGGAUGGCUGACUGCAUACUUGUUAAUAGCAAAUUUACAGCUGGUGUAUUCCAUGAAACAUUUUCAAGCCUUCAUCAUGUCCAACCUGAAGUUCUUUACCCAAUACCAGAUUUCUCUGGAUUUGAUAAACCAGUUGAACCUCCUGGAAAAGAUUUAAUACCAACAGAAGCCAAGAUCUGCUUUCUUUCAAUUAACAGAUAUGAGAGGAAAAAAAACUUAAAUUUGGCUAUUCACGCUUUAGAUAAAUUACUUCAGUUACAGCCUGAUGCUGAUGUACAUCUAAUAAUGGCUGGUGGCUAUGAUUCACGAGUUGUUGAAAACGUUGAGCAUUUUUCUGAAUUAACUUUACUCAUCCAACAACGAAAGUUGGAAGGGAAGGUUACUCUACUUCGAUCUUGUAGUGACAGCCAGAAACUAACGCUAUUAAAACACUGUUCGUGCCUUAUUUAUACCCCAGAGCGGGAACAUUUUGGUAUUGUGCCAAUUGAAGCUAUGUAUAUGAAAUGUCCUGUGAUUGCUAUGAGAAGUGGCGGCCCUCUGGAGACUGUCAGUGAUGGUGAAACUGGUUACUUGUGCAGUAGUGAUCCAACUGAUGUGGCCAAUGCUAUGCUAAGAUUUGUUAAAGAUCCUAAUCUGUCAAAUUCUUUUGGUGAGGCUGGAAGGCUAAGGGUUACAACUAUGUUUUCUUUUCUCAGUUUUACUGAGAAAUUGGACUCAAUUGUUCUAAGACUGCUUGCUGAGUGAGCUUUCAACAUGUUUGUGUUGCAAUAAAAAUAUUGUUUUGUU